AUGAGAAAUAUACUUGCAUUUCGACGUAUGAAAUAUGGCUUUUAUAAAUUUCCAAAACUAUUGAAAAUUAUAAGUGAUAGACAGAUAUUGAAUACAUAUAUUGAUGAUGAAUCAAAUUUUGAUGAGGUAAUCGUUCCUGGAAAUGAAAUUGAGGAAAAAAAUGCAGCAAAUUUGAUAAAUAUUGCUUGUUAUGAUCAUGAUGGAGUACCAUUUCCAGGUUUUCUUUGUCCACUCAUUAAAAUUAUGGCUCAUGAAUAUGGAAAUUGGCGAAGUAAGAUAGCAGAAAAUUUAACUUGUGAAGAUUUAAUGGAUUUAAAUACCCAUCCAUGCAAUCAUAACAAUAGUUCGUGUGUUUUAAUGGCACUGCCAAAUAGUCAUCUCAUUUUGGGUUGUAUGGACGAUAGUACAGGAAAAUUUGUUGCGCCACAAAAAUGGCUUGGAAAUAAUAAAAAAUAUGCUAAUUAUUUAUUUGAUUUUAGAGUUGAUAAUCCAUUACGUUUAUCACAACAUUGUAAGAAAUAUAAAGAUGGACGACCAGUAUGUCUAAGAAAUAAUUUAUUCUAUCGAAAAUUUCCUAUCCUUCAACAACUUACGUGUUGCUGUAAAGGAGAUUUUUGCGCCGAUAUACUUUUUGACCAGUCUGGUUUCAAUCCAUUACCAUUCCUACAUGUAUCGGUUGAUCUGAAAAGUUUGAUAAACAGCAAUGAUUAA
Brugia pahangi is the source of this 711-nucleotide messenger RNA. The record is from the annotation of a GenBank genome assembly. Lineage: Eukaryota; Metazoa; Nematoda; Chromadorea; Rhabditida; Onchocercidae.